AAAGCGGUAAAUAAGUAAUGAAUGAAUGAAAACAUUGAAUGAAAACAACUGUUUGAUUGUAUGUCUUAAGUCCUAAUGGAUGGACACGAGAGACGAAUUAAAGCAAUCGAUAACAAGACAGCAAAGACCAUCUGUUCGGCACAAGUGAUCACUUCGAUAACAAAUGUGGUCAAAGAGCUGCUCGAGAACGCCAUCGACGCCGAGGCCACUGUCAUCACUAUUCGGCUCAAAGAGUUUGGUAAAGAUAUCAUUGAAAUCACUGACAAUGGCAUCGGAAUUGAUGAACAAGACUUUAGUAAUCUAUGUAAAAGACAUUUUACAUCUAAACUCAAUGACUUCGAAGAGUUACCUUUCAUUACAUCGUAUGGAUUCCGCGGCGAAGCACUCAAUUCAUUGGCCAAUAUGUCUGAUCUGUUGAUUCAAACACGACAUCUGAGUCAAGCUAUCGGAUCCAGUCUUAAGUUUGACUCGGAUGGCAAUGUUAUAUCACGAGAAGCUGUUGCCCGAAAUGUUGGAACAACUGUUUCAAUACAAAACUUGUUUUACAAGAUUCCUGUCCGAAGAAAAGAGUUUCACAAAAAUAUUAAGAGAGAGUUCGACAAAAUGAUUCGUCUUGUGAUUGGAUACUGUGUCGGAACAGUUGGACUAAGGAUUAAUUUGACGAAUCAAAUGAAUAACAAACCGAAACAAACGCUACUCUCGAGUCCCGGUCUUAGUACUAAAAACAAUAUCAUUGAAGUGUUUGACUCAAAACAAUUGAAUCAAUUAAUUGAUUUCAAUGAAUGCCAACAAUUGUGUGGAGAAAGUGAACAAACGUUAAGAAUAUCGGGACUCAUAUCAAAGUGUGACACCGGUUGCGGCCGCGCGGCCACUGAUAGACAGUUCUUUUAUGUUAACCACAGACCAUGCGAUGUGAAGAAUAUCCAAAAGUUUAUUAAUGAUAUCUAUCGGACAUUUAAUCGAAAUCAAUAUCCAUUUAUUUUAGCUAAUAUUGAAAUUAACAAGAAUUGCGUUGAUUUUAACUUAUCGCCCGAUAAGAGACAACUAUUGAUUGCCAACGAAGACCAGAUAUUUGCCAUAAUUAAGGAUUUGUUGUUUCGAUUGUAUAACAAAGAAACGAAUUGUCAAUUAACUUCAAUGACUAAAUUCACUUCAAACGUUAGACCAAUUUCUUCAUUAGAAAGAUCAGUAGAUGAAGAAGUAACUGAAAUGACGUCUCAGCCAUUGAACAUUCCUCGAUGUCGAUCGCCAUGUGAUUCACUAUUUAAAGAGAUUAAUCGUGAAGCUGUUGUCGUGACGCCUCCAAUAACUCCCAGAAUAGAUACAGAGAUUGAGAAUACAUCUAAAAAAUCAAAUAAUAAUAAUCCGAAGUCUUUUACAACAGCUAUGAAUGUUUUAAAUGAACAUAUUAUUCAUAGACCACCAGUUAGAGUAUCCAAUGAAUCUUCUUCUAACGUUUCUCAUGUCAUUCAAAGACAAUCAAAUAAUAUUAUACCAAUUGAUUCUAAUAGUAGUUAUCAAAAUGCCUGUCCAUUGACACAAGUUUCAGUUCCUAUCAUUGUUAGAGAAGUACCAAUGAGUUCUCAGUCUGAAGUCAUUACUUGUGGUCAAUCGAAUAAAAGAAGUACUGAUAGUCUGGAUUCUUCUAAGCCUAAGAAGUGUAUGACUGAGUGUUCAAUAAUGAUUGAUGACGAUUGUGAUAAUGAUUAUAAUGAUAACACUAUUGGUAAUAUAGUCGACAUAGAUAUUGAGUCAAUUAAAGCACAGUAUUUAAAAACAACUUUGAAAAACAAUGAAUCGACAAUUGAUAAUAGAUUUACUGCUAAAAUUCAAUUAUCUCAGAACGAAGUGGCAGAAAAUGAAUUAAAUAAUGAAUUAAAAAAAAGUUCAUUUGAAGAGAUGCUAAUUAUAGGACAAUUCAAUUUGGGAUUUAUUAUUACAAAACUAUCUAAUGAUCUGUUUAUUGUCGAUCAACACGCGUCUAAUGAGCGCUUCAAUUAUGAAAAACUUCUGGAGGAAACAGUUAUUGAGAACCAAAAACUUGUUGCACCGCUGCCUCUGGAGUUGAGUUCAGCCAACGAACAAGUAGUUAUUGACCACUUGAAUACAUUCAAAUCACUGGGAUUUGGUAUUUUUGCCGAUGAAACUGCAAAACCAGGACAUAGACUUUAUUUGGCAACUCUACCCAUUAGUAAAGAAUGGACGGCCGGUAAGGAAGAUAUUGAAGAGAUUGUCGGAACAAUAAUUGAAACACCAAUUGAAUUGUUGGCUAAUUAUAAACUGAAUGGUUUUAAAAAAGUAAUCGCUUCCAGAGCUUGUCGUUCAAGUGUAAUGAUUGGUGAGUCUCUAUUUAAUUCUCAAAUGAAAACAAUUGUUACACAAAUGAGUCAAUUGAUGAAUCCGUGGCAUUGCGCUCAUAACAGGCCAACCAUAAGACAUUUGAUUAACUUAUCUAACAUUUCGAUGCUUUCAAAUAAUUGUAAUAAUUAUUAA
Molecule: messenger RNA, 2493 nt
Organism: Oppia nitens
Lineage: Eukaryota; Metazoa; Arthropoda; Arachnida; Sarcoptiformes; Oppiidae
Gene: Pms2
Product: mismatch repair endonuclease PMS2-like
Exons: 1
Coding region: 76-2493 (805 amino acids)
Biological process (GO): mismatch repair
Cellular component (GO): MutLalpha complex
Molecular function (GO): ATP hydrolysis activity; ATP-dependent DNA damage sensor activity; mismatched DNA binding
Source: RefSeq, a predicted model, not a curated record